Molecule: messenger RNA, 1909 nt
Organism: Syngnathus typhle (broad-nosed pipefish)
Lineage: Eukaryota; Metazoa; Chordata; Actinopteri; Syngnathiformes; Syngnathidae
Product: RELT-like protein 1
Exons: 8
Coding region: 138-929 (263 amino acids)
Biological process (GO): positive regulation of p38MAPK cascade
Cellular component (GO): plasma membrane
Source: RefSeq, a predicted model, not a curated record
UUAAAAAAAAAAAAAAAAAAAGUCCCUCCUCAAGCUAGGCUGGUUGUGCGUGUGUGACCGCGCAGCGUCAAAGAUAGGCUGCUAGAAACAUCACCAGCAUCCCCGGCCACCUGCUGUCCACGUCGCCGCUUCCACCCAUGGACGACCCAGGGUCGGUCACGGCUAGUCAGAGCACAAUUAGCGGGAAAGUUAACGAAGCCGACCGGGGGAGCAACACUGACUACACGGCCUUCGUGCUGGUGCCCGUCUUCUUCCUGCUGGGGCUGCUGGGGGUGAUCAUCUGCCACGUGCUGAAGAGGAAGGGCUACCGCUGCACCACCGCAGAGGCGGCGGAUGAGGAUGAAGCGGAGCAGGCGUGUGAAGACGAGGAAAAAGAUCCAGAACUUGGCGGAGAGUUCAACGACACCCUCAGUGACAACAAUGACACGGUGGGACAGAUCGUCCACUUCAUCAUGAAAAAUGAAGCCAACUCGGAUGCCCUCAAAGCCAUGAUUCAUGACAACAGCAUUGAUUCUGAUGGCGCACCCGUCACCCCCACCUCCCCCUUCACGCCCUCGCCUCCCACGACCCCCAUCUCGCCCGAAGCGCCCCCUGGGGCCGCUAAGCACACCUGCAACCACCUGCACACGAUCGGCGGCUUAGGCGGCCACAAGAAUAUCUGCACGCGCUGCAGCCAGAAAAAAUGGCCGCUCAUGAGCAAGCCGGCAGCCCGCAAGGCGGAGCCACGGCGCGGCAACCUCAGCGAAGUCACGGUGCUGUCCGUGGGCAGGUUCCGUGUGACAAAGUGUGAGAAGCCUACCAGGGAACGGCGGAUUAUGUUCACAGCGGAGUCCAACGGGAGCGUUCCGUCCGAAGAUGCUGUGUCAAAUAGCCGGACAGUGUCCGAGUCCCAAGAGGAGGAGAAAGUCAACUUGGAUAAGGAGAAAUGAGGAAAAAUCCAGCCACUUCCAAGAGAAGACGCUUCUUAAGCCUCCCGACGCAAACGUCGACACAUAAGAGCAAUAUCAAGUGUGUGCGCACCCCCUCACGCCCCCACGCAUCCUUCCCCAACGGGACCAGAGACGUGCAGUCACACAAACCUCUUAUUUACCAGCUACGGAGGAGAACGCAAGUGUUCCUUUCUCAUUUAAUAGCCACACACGUCAAAAGGCAGUGCGUGCCAACAUCCGCUCGAUUUAAUACGACUCGGUCAAUCGGUACGAGGAGUCAGACGGAGACAGGAAGUAAGGAUACGAUAAUGUCGUGGCCUCAGGAAGUUGGUCGUCAUAAAGGAACGUAAGCGUCAUAUGCAGCUAGAAAUAUAUCGAGUAUUGCAAACGUGUCAAGAAUCGCUUCUAUGUGCCAGUGAAAUGUUUUUAAAAAUGUUAGGUCAGACGGAGGAAAGGCUCCAUUUUUACUGUCGUAACUCAUCAUUUCAUUUCUAACGUUCUUCCGAGGCAUACUAAAGAUGCACUUAUCUCCUUGUUAUUUUUCUCUUUUUUUCUUUUAAGCUUCUAUUAUGAUUAUUAUCAUGAGUAGGAGCUAAGCGUCCUACUCAUGGGCGUGAAGGGUUUGUGUUGGGACAUUUGUGUGCUGAAAAUCAGCCCAUUCAGUCCGUUCUAUUUUUUUUUUUUCCUCCCGACUUGGGUUUGACUUAUGUAAGAUCGAGCCAAGUUUUGGAUGCUGGUUGCUGGUCUGAAGAGAUACCAAAGCAAGAGAGCGUCGACAUCAUAAGUGUCGAGCUGCUCUCAUUCUUUAGGGGUUAUUCACCUUUUAAAGGCUAUUAUUUUUUUUAAAUAUAUAUAUAUUUGUUUACAGUAUUAUCACAUCAGUUUUUGGAUGUAUGACGUAUAUUUUAUUAUUUCUGCUGUGUUUUGUUUUUUAUUUAAUGACAAAAAAAAUAUGGAAAUAAAGACGAAUGUACACUCCC